Cylicocyclus nassatus is the source of this 4712-nucleotide messenger RNA. Lineage: Eukaryota; Metazoa; Nematoda; Chromadorea; Rhabditida; Strongylidae. The record is from the annotation of a GenBank genome assembly.
UAUCCUUACUCAAAUUGUGAUGUUGUAGAAUUAGAAGGUAAUCAAAUAUGGCAGGCAAUUUCUGGCAAAGUUCACAUUAUGAUCAAUGGAUUUUCGAAAAACAAGAGCUGUUACGGAUGCGAAGUGAAGAUUUGAAGAUUUAUAGCGAAGAGGAAUACCAGAAAUUGAUGAUUUUCUGGGCUAAUCUCAUCCAAACAUUAGCGGUUGAGGGUAUUCAGCAAGGUCAUCCGAAGACAAGGAUGCAGGUUAUUGCUACAGCCAUAGUGUAUUUUAAGCGAUUUUAUGCUCGUCGAUCAUACAAGGAUGUCGAUCCGCUCCUCAUCGCUUGUGCUUCUGUCUUCCUAGCAUCAAAGGUGGAGGAACAUGGGUUGAUGUCAAUGUCAAAUUUGAUCAAAACCAUUCCGAACUGUCUGAAAAAGUGGCCAAAUCUCACCUAUGAUGCAUCUUCCAAAAAUAGCGGGCUAUAUGAUGCUGAGUUUAUACUGGUGGAGAUGCUUGAUUGUUGUUUGGUUGUAUACCAUCCAUAUAGGCCACUUACUACAAUGUUACAGGAUAUUGCACGGGAUCCUACCGUAAAAGAUUUCCCACCCUUUGAGGAGCAGUGCUGGAAGGUCGCCAAUGACUCUCUUCGUAGCGACUGUUCACUCCUUUACCCUCCACACAUCAUUGCCAUUUCUUGCAUUAUUGUUGGAGCUGAGUUGAUGAAUAGAGAAAAGGACAUCAAGAUGUGGCUUCCAGAGCUUUCCGUUGAUUUCGAAAAAGUCUACGAUUGUGUAAAUACUAUUUUUGCCAUGUAUAAAACGUGGAAGACGUUUGACGAGAAGGAACACGUGAAGCCAUUGUUUGAUAAGUUACCAAAAAUCAAUCCUGAAUGUCAAAAUCGACCAAAACGUCUUGCGAGGAAAAUGAUUUCCAAGUCUUUGCUCUCAGCUCUGAAAUGCGGGAACUCACACCAAGUCAAAGCACUCCUGGCAUCUGUAGAAUCAUCACAAUGGCCAACUGAGGUUCUGUUGCCAUUCACAUUACAAAAGGUGCUGCGAGCACUACCGUACGCUGAAGAACUGGACUACAUAGCGAAAUGUUUUAGGUUAUUCUCGGGCUUACAGCGACUCCCUGAAAUGAAAAGGAGAGAAGCCGCAGAACUGCAUCGAUUGGCGCUUUUAAGCGAGUGCAUUCAAGCAAUGAUGACAUCCAAAAAUCUUGAUAAAUUGAGCGAUCUUGUGAUGCUGAAGUACCAAGAAAUCGUGAGUCUAUAUGCUUGUCGACGCUAUGUGCCACAGUUCAAGUACCUGGUAAUGGUUUGUCAUCGAAGAUCAAGACUUCUACAGUUCAAAAAGAGGUCGAAAGUGUUACUUGCGCUCCUUGAGAAGCUACGAAAGAAUGGCUUGAUAUUUGUUGAUUACUUGAUCAGUGUUAUGCUACAAGCUCCAACAGAUCUCUUUGAACAGAUGGUGGCACAAUACCCGAAUGCGACGCUUCCGCUAUCGGAUCCACGCUAUGCCACUUUUUUACGAUUGUACCGAAUGGACAUCAUUGAAUUGUUCAGUAAUUUGAACUACUUGCCAUACUUGGAAAGCUUCAAGGAUUUUUUCGUUUUCGAAGAUCCAGACAUUGCUGAUAUCUACUUUGUCAUGGAUGAGGUCAGAGCUGCCGAUAGAUCUAACAAAAAAGAAAGGAAGGUGAUCGCUCUUGAACACUUCUGCGAUAUCGUUCUUGAACAUCCAGAGGCAACAACACUACUGGACUACACACUUCAGAAAUUGAACCCAAAACUAUGGAAUGAAGCCCAUAUGAACGAUGUGAGAAGAGAUUCACCGGUUUUAAAAGUAUUCCUGGAAAAAUUUUUUCCAAAAGGAAAAGAAGAAUUGAUCAUGUUGGACAGAUGUGCUGCUGCUUUAGAGCCCGAAUUUUUUGUGCAGACCUUGUCAAAGUCGAAUCACCCGUAUCCAGAGCUAAUUCCACCAGCCCUGAAAGCACCAAAAGAUUGGAAUGGGGAAAAUGAUGACCGAUUUUGGGCUGCAUGCGUUUUGCGCACUCUACCUCGUCUAGAACGUAAGACUGAUGACUGGUACUAUGAUUUUGUCGAGGCUUGCUCUGGUGAUCCAUAUAAUCGCGCGGUACUAUGGUACCUUCUGCCGAAUUAUGAACAGGUUCUAGAAGAACGUCUAAUCGAACGACGACGUCGCCAAGGUUUCCGAAGCAUUCGUGAUGAUGGCGAUAUCAGUGAUUUGGAAGUGGUGACAACGAUGCGUAAACCGAGCGAUUAUUUCAAGUUUAGGGCGAGCGAUUACGAUGAUGUACAAGACCCCGAAGUCCUAGCGCUGAGACCAUAUCAAGAAGAACUUGUGGAAUCUGCUCUACGUGGCAAGAAUGUCAUAGCCUGUGCACCUACAGGCUCAGGUAAGACCGAAGUGUGCAUCUAUGUGGCAAUGGCCCAUUUGGAUGCUAGAGCUUUGAAGAAUGAGCCAGCACGGGUAGCCAUGUUAGUGCCAAGAAUUCCCCUCGUCGAUCAGCAAAAACUCAGGUUCCACAAAUAUGUUCGAGGAAAGUACUAUGUCGAAGGUUUUCAUGGCUCAGAAGGUGCGAAAGGCUCGUCUCGGCGAGAUACUGUACUGGCAUGCGAUAUUGUAGUGAUGACACCGCAAAUUUUAUUAAAUAUGCUGAAAUCGGUUCGUCAAGACGAGCGCGUUUACGUAUGCGAUUUCUCUCUGCUAAUCUUCGAUGAGGUUCAUCACUGUACGAAAGACCAUCCUUACAAUAUUCUCAUGCAAAUUGUGCAUGAAUACACGGGAACAAAGCCACAGACGAUGGGUCUCACAGCUUCGUUAGGAAUAGGUAUGGCUACUAGUGAUGAAAGCGGAAUGGGCUCUAUCUAUGAGCUAAUGGCAAAUAUUGGCGCUACAUCAUUAGCAAGUGUAAGACGACAUUUGGAGAUACUGGAACAAUAUGUUCCGAAGCCUGUUGAUACAACGAAAAAGGUUGAUCGUCCAAAAGAGUCGCCUUUUUUGCGCACGGUCAUAAAUAUAAUGGAGAGGAUACAGAACGACUUGGAGCCGUCAUUGAAGAAACUUACACAGGAGAACCUGUCUGGUUACAAACUAACCAGGGAAGAAGUGAAAUUUGAAGAUCCGUUAGCCACUGAAAAAUAUAUACAAAAAGUGAACACGCUGGCAGCAACGCUGGGUAAAAUUUCCAAUGGAGAUUUCAAAUUUGAACCAAGUAUUGCGCUUGAGUAUCUUGGUGUUCUCAGUCAAGCUAUCUCUAUUAAUGAUCUGAUGCCAGCUAAAUACGCUUUAGAAUAUUUGCAAAAGAACCUCGAAGAAUUGAGCAAGAAAUUUGAAGGACCAUGUUCACAAAAAUUCUUUAAAUUUUACCGUGAGAAACGUGACAUACUACUUAGCUCAUCUGAACAGGAACGUAACAAGCCGAUUGUGGAUGCUUUAGAGACAGAAUUGAAGAACCAAUUUGCAAAGGAUGCCAAUUCACGAGCUAUUGUAUUUGUAACAAGGCGAUCUACAGCUGUGGAGCUGAUGAGAUAUCUGAACACGGAGAGGGUGCUGGGCAAGUCAGAUCUCGUUGGAUUUGUGACGAGUACUUCCAAGAAAAAUAGUGAAUAUGGACAGACCAAAGAAGAGCAGCAAAAAGCUUUGGAUGAUUUCAAUCGAGGGAAAAAGAAGGUUAUCAUCGCUACAUCAGUUGUUGAAGAAGGUCUUGAUGUCAGUACUUGUAAUUUGAUUAUCAAGUACAACAGUUCCAGCAAUGCUGUACAGAGAGUUCAACGACGAGGAAGAGCUCGAGCUCGCGACAGUCGCUCCAUUCUUAUUGUUUUGUCCGAAAAUGUUGCCCAAACUGAAUAUCAGGCGAUCAUGGCAGAGAAGAUCAUGAACAAAUGCGUGAAACGCAUUCAAGAGCAAGGCGAAAAGGCUUUAGAAAAGAAGGUGAAGGAAGUGAUGGAGAGACAAGCAAAAGAACGUAGAAAGAUUGCCGAACAUAAAAUGAAAGCUCAGGAAGCGUUGAAAGAUAAAUACUUCACCAUCCGCUGCAAAAUUGACAGUCAAGAUGUGUGCGCUAGUACUUUUGUCCGCACUAUCAAUGGAUCCAGCUAUGUUUGCGUUGAUCCAGAGAUUUGGAGUCGCAUAAAAAUCAAAACCAAAGAGAUUUCGACAAAGAUGAAAUUUGUUGAUGAAGUGACUCAAAUCUUGGCCGAAGUACACUGCCGAUGUGGACAAACGGUUGGAACUGUCAUGAAAUAUGCUGGUACAUAUCUCCCAACGCUGAACAUCAGUAACCUGAUGUUCUAUGAACGAAUCGAGGGAAAGGAUGCUCCUGGUGAGCCGAUCAGUAGCUGGAACAAAGCCAAUGAACAUUUCUGGAUACCGGAAGCAAAUGAGAAAGAAUUGCGUCAAAUGCUACUCUCACUCGCCGAGGACAAUGAAAACAAGAUUGUCUUGGACGUAAUGAGUGACAAGAUGAUCGCAGCUCAAGAGAAAUUGCUUGAAAAAGAACGUAAGAAGAAAGAACCAACCGUUCGUGUCAAAACAGAUUGGGAAUAGGAUCCAAUUCUCCCAAGCAUGAAGGAUCUGUCUUUUCAUUAAGGGUAUCAAUUUGCUUUACGGUUUUGGCCUUCCUUGUUUGCAAAUUACAAUAGUUCUGCUUUUUUUUCUUGAAGAUCAUUAUUGUUUUUCUUGUUGGAGUAAAGCUGACGUUACUCA